Messenger RNA from Ylistrum balloti, 1842 nucleotides. Its product is annotated as kelch-like protein 24. The transcript has 2 exons. Gene Ontology annotation, molecular function: protein binding. Bases 1 to 1842 code for a protein of 613 amino acids. NCBI's taxonomy places the organism in Eukaryota, Metazoa, Mollusca, Bivalvia, Pectinida, Pectinidae. The record is from RefSeq and is a predicted model, not a curated record.
AUGGGGGACAACGCCAUAGGCAGAGAUGACCUGUCGAUUCCCGACUCACGGACUGCUGUCAUCCAGAUGAGGAAGAAAGCUCUUGAUCCAAAGGUUGUCAUGGAGCAGAUCUACAUGCAGUCCUUGACCGAGGGUCUACAACGUCUUCUAACCUCUGGAGACCAUAAUGACGUCACCAUCCUCGUUGGCACGAAAACAUUCCAUUGUCAUCGCACCAUUCUUGUAGCUUUAUCAUCCUACUUUGAGGCCAUGUUUAAUUCUGGAAUGAAAGAAAGCAUAAGUGGAGAAAUCAAAUUUCCUGAUAUGAAUGAAGACCAGUUUGAGAUGGUCUUAGGAUAUAUGUAUUCUGGCAAGAUUGACCUUGUAACUGAAAAUGCAAUGGAUAUUUUGGAUAUUGCCUCCAUUUUACAGAUCAAGUCUUUACAAAGAAUUUGUGAGGAGUUUCUGCUCCCACAUCUAACAAAAGAAAACUGUAUCAAAAUCUGGAAAAUUUGUGUCCUACAUUCAUGUGAGGUCCUCUUAGAGAAAUCUUUUCAGAUGAUGGUGAGAAAUUUUCAAGAAGUUUGUAAAACAGAGGAGUUCAAUGAACUUGAAGCUAAAGAACUUGCCUCCAUCAUAAAGGAAGAUGAUUUGAAUGUUGAAAGUGAAGACAAACUUUGUGACAUUGUUUUAAAGUGGAUAAAAAAGGACAAAGAUGUGCGAACAAAACAUGUAGGAAUACUGUUUGAAAAUAUCCGCCUGCCCUUUCUCAAGCCAGAGUACCUUGUCAAUCUGGAGGAAGUUUACAGGUUUCUAAAGGAGGACUCCAACUGUGCCAAAUGUAUAGACUUUGCCAAGAAGUAUCACCUCCUUCCAGCACGUCAACAGGAGAUGUACAGUAAUCAGACACGAUUCCGCAGCACGGGUGACUCGGAGGAAGUCCUUGUGUUGCUAGGAGGUUGUCUGACCACGUCCCCACCAUACUCUCGCUCCCUCAAAGUGCCAUGCUACAAUUUCAGAAAGAGAGUAUGGUAUGAGAUUGCACCAUUGCCCUUUGACCCCGGUAUUGAAUUUGCAACAUGUACCUACAAGUUUGAUAUCUACAUCACUGGAGGUGGGUCCAUGCAGAACUGUCUCCUCAAGUAUGACUACAAUAAGAACAAAUGGAUGCAGCUCUGUACUAUGAAGAGCGGUCGCAGACGACACGCCAUGGUGGCUGUUACCGGAUACCUUUACGUCAUGGGUGGGUAUGACAAUAAACUUGCAGAUGGGUCACGUAUGAUUUCCAGUAUUGAACGUUAUGACAUUCGUGAGGAUUCCUGGGAACAUGUCGCAGAUUUGAUAAUUCCCGUCAGUUCAUUCUCAGCUGCGGUGAUGUCAGACGUUAUCUACAUGUUUGGUGGGGAGAUGAAUGACCGUAAGGACACAUCUGUGAUACAGUGUUACGACACGCGCCUCAAGACCACAUCAAAGAUGGUGUGUAAGAUUCUACAUCCUUGUAAACUCACACGUGCUGUGAUAUGUGGGAAGAGGGUGUUCCUUAUCUUCUUUGACGGACAGGUGAUGGAGUUUUCUCGUCACUCGCAGGAUAACACACGAGGCACCUGUCGUAUGGUUGGACAACUUACUGCAUUCCAGAGAAUCCACUUCGGUGUGAUUCAUUACCAGGGCAACGUGUUGGUGCUUGGCGGGGAGAUUGACACUAAUACACUCUGUGAUGAUAUGAUCAUGUUUGACCCCACGACCUCAGGGUGUAAGAAACUACAGGACACUCUCCCUGCACCAAGGUUGAUUGACAGCUGUGUCAAAACAGCUGUUAAGAAGAAAUUCCUACAGGUUCCAGAGGACCCAGACCCAAGAUAA